UUCUAUUAAAUUGCAGUGACACCACUGAGCUGUGGAGAUCUCUGGGGGGAGACCCCUUGCUUGCCACUCAAGUCCUACAGGUCCUAAUAGAAAAAAUAAAGACUUCAACAAGCCAAGAAGGAAGCGUCACCUCAGAGACUGAAACUGACAGGCAUUUGGCAGCUGCUGAACCUCUCUCAGCAACAUGUGCCAUCUUUGAGGUGGUGUCAUCACUGCAGUCAAGCGAAGCUGUGCAGGAGCUGCUCCCAGAGCUGUUUCCUGUUCUCCUGCAGCAGGUCAGCCGAACCUUAGGACAAAAGAUGCCUUUGCCAGUGAUAAGAAGCCGGAGACUAUUCCGAAAAGACCGACAACAUACUGAGGGCAACCCUUGCUGGUUUUCUGUCCAAGCGUUAGAAUCUCUGCUUUUCAAAGUUGGGAAUGAGAGACUGGUGAGAGUGCUUGGGAAGCAGAAAGCAUGGAUUCUGCUUGAAAACCCCCAGACUCACCAUGAGGGAGUGUGCCUGCUGGUGAGUGUUCUGCUAAGAUCUGGACUAGUAACACCUGAGAUCAUCCAGAGCCUCCUCCCCUGGGUGAAUUCCCCAAUGGAAAACUUCCGAGUCACCAGCACAGCUUUCCUUGCCCAGCUAAUGAGUGAUCCCAUGCUCAGGGAGAAGAAGUUGCUUAAGAUUGUCUUACGCAUCUUGGAAGAAAGGUCACAGGAUAGAAACAGCAUUGUCCGUCAGAUGGCUGUAAGAGGCCUGGGAAAUAUAGUCGAUGGGGCGCCUGUGAAGGUGAAAAAGCACAAGAAGUUUCUUCUGGACAUACUGAUCAAGGCCUUACAUGACACUUUGAGUUCUGAAGUCAUUGGCGAGAGCAUGAAAGCACUGGCCAAAGUCCUGAAGGAGCUGAAAGAGAAGGACAUUAGUUCUUCCUUCAAAGAACUCACCCAACAGAUCCAGACCUUCUUUGGCGAUGUAUGUGAACAGAACUCUCAAAUCCAGUUCAACCGAUCUUGA
This is a messenger RNA of Mauremys reevesii (Reeves's turtle), 995 nucleotides long. RefSeq names its product maestro heat-like repeat-containing protein family member 2B. NCBI's taxonomy places the organism in Eukaryota, Metazoa, Chordata, Testudines, Geoemydidae. The transcript is spliced from 6 exons. Gene Ontology annotation, cellular component: cytoplasm. Bases 300 to 995 code for a protein of 231 amino acids. The record is from RefSeq and is a predicted model, not a curated record.